Hippopotamus amphibius kiboko is the source of this 732-nucleotide messenger RNA. It is a transcript of the gene PYCARD, whose product is annotated as PYD and CARD domain containing. Bases 47 to 634 code for a protein of 195 amino acids. Gene Ontology annotation, biological process: regulation of apoptotic process; inflammatory response; innate immune response. NCBI's taxonomy places the organism in Eukaryota, Metazoa, Chordata, Mammalia, Artiodactyla, Hippopotamidae. The transcript has 3 exons. The record is from RefSeq and is a predicted model, not a curated record.
CCCCGAGUGAGUGGAAGCAGCAGCUGCAGCGGGAGACCCCAGAACCAUGGGGUGCACGCGCGAUGCUAUCCUGGCUGCACUGGAGCACCUGACCGCAGACGAACUCAAGAAGUUCAAGAUGAAGCUGCUUUCAGUGCCGCUGCGCGAAGGCUACGGACGCAUCCCACGGGGCACGCUGCUGCCCAUGGAUGCCGUGGACCUCACCGACAAGCUCGUCAGCUACUAUCUGGAUGCUUAUGGCUCCGAGCUCACAGCGCUCGUGCUUUGCGACAUGGGCAUGCAGGAGGUGGCGAAGCAGCUGCAGGAGACUCUGCACAAGGGCCCUGGAACCAAGCCAGCCGGGAUCGAGGCCCCUCUCCAAACAGCAUCCAAGCCAGCACUGCACUUUGUGGACCAGCAUCGGGCAGCCCUCAUUGCACGGGUCACCUACGUGGAUGGGGUGCUGGACGCCCUGUACGGGAAGGUUCUGACAGAGGAGCAGUACCAGGAGGUGCGGGCAGAGAGCACCAGUUCUACCAAGAUGAGGAAGCUUUUCAGCUUUGCUCCAGCCUGGAACCUGACCUGCAAGAAUCUGCUCCUCCAGGCCCUGAGGGACACCCAGCCCUACCUGGUGGCUGACCUGGAGCAGAGCUGAGGCGUCUUCCCCAGCAGCAGCCCCAUAGACAAGCCCUGGCUGUUGCAGCCAACUUACCUGGAGUCUGAUUUUUUUUUUUUUCACAUAAUAUAUGAAAA